Messenger RNA from Aspergillus tanneri, 1023 nucleotides. Its product is annotated as isopenicillin N synthase family dioxygenase. NCBI's taxonomy places the organism in Eukaryota, Fungi, Ascomycota, Eurotiomycetes, Eurotiales, Aspergillaceae. The transcript is spliced from 5 exons. The coding region runs from base 1 to 1023 and encodes 340 amino acids. The record is from RefSeq and is a predicted model, not a curated record. Gene Ontology annotation, molecular function: dioxygenase activity.
AUGACAUUCUCCUCUAUCCCCCUGAUUGACUGGCAGGCUUUGCACUCCGACACCAAACCGGAAGCACUUGCCCAGCUCCGCGAUGCCAUCUUCCAGGUCGGAUUCCUCUACCUGACCAACCACGGCCUGGAGGAUCUCAUCCGUCGUGCCCAUGCCCAUCUCCCUGAGCUCUUCGACCUGUCCGACGAGGUCAAGCAGAGCGUCAAUAUGAUCCAUUCUCCCUCUUUCGUGGGAUAUACCUGUCUAGGUGCGGAGACGACCGCAAGCAGGACGGACUGGCGGGAGCAAUAUGAUUUCGGAUCCCCCGGUAUGAAGAAAUGGGCUCUGGAAGAUCCCAUCUGGCAACGGCUUGAGGGGGAAAGUCAGUAUCCCACGGAACACACCAAAGACCUUGUUGAGGAAUACAUCCAGUCCAGCGCCUCUCUGGCGCGACAAUUCGUGCGUGCCGUUGCAGAAUGUCUAUCCCUGCCGACGUCCACUUUCGACUCCUUCCUGGGAAACAUGGACCGACUGAAAUUCAUCAAAUAUCCCCCUGUCGCGCCUGGUUCGCAGGGCGUCGGUCCCCACAAGGACUCGACGGGGUUAUUCACCUUCCUGGCGCAAGACGAUACCGGUGGACUGCAAGUGCUGAACAAAAAUGGUGAAUGGAUCGAUGCACCACCUAUCCCGGGGACUUUGGUUGUGAAUAUCCAGCAAGGAUUUGAAGCCAUCACGGGGGGUAUUUGUACGGCGACAACGCAUCGGGUUGUGGCUCCCAUCUCCCGAACCCGAUACAGCAUUCCAUUUUUCAUGGGCGUGCGCAUGGACUUGACGCUCCCACAGCUGGAGGAGUCCGCCGCGCAUAUUGUGCAGCGUAUCCCCGCCAGUGAUGAUCGCAAGAAACGCGCCGUCGAUGUUCCGAGCGAGUUUCUCUCGCCGUUGUAUUCCUGUUUCGGCGAGGCAUACCUUCGAAAUCGUAUCAUUAGCCAUCCUGACGUGGGGAAGAAGUGGUAUCCGGAGUUGUAUGAGCGAUAUUCUAAGUAG